ACUAUUUAUGCAUUUAAUUACUGUUAAGUUACACACACAUAUACACAUAUACAUAUUUAUCUUUUAGCUUUAAAUAAUGUCAUCAGCAUCAACGUCAUAUACAUUUUUUAUUGUGGGAGAAGAUAACUGCAUCGGCAACACCAAUGGCGGCGGCUGGUAUGAAGGUUGGCGUCCUUAUUGGUGCUACCAAUGUAAAAAAACUGUUUUCUGCCACUUAUCUUCUUCUGAAAGAAUAUGUGUUAAUCGUACAUGUUCCAGUCAAUCCCUAGUCCCAUUCAUUUCUGUAGAUCUGAACAAUCAGUUCUGUUUGUGGUGUGACCUUUGCCAAACCCAUGAACUCUCAAAUUAUAAUGCAAAUGUGAGGUGCGGUCUGUGUGCCAAUCCCAUGUAUGUUAUUGAGAGGAUUGCUGUUUGUCCAUCAAAUCAAGUUGACGUCCUUCUACGAAGGUCAACGUUGUUCGACGAUUCAUUACCUUUAACACUAAUAGACAAUAAUCUAGGUCGUCCGAUGAUACCUCUCAUCGAACGAAUAAUACAAAACCAUAAUAAUCUUCCAACUACCAGCGGAAGGAGCGCUAUACCACUAACUCGAGUACCAGAAAGUGUAAUUCUAUCCAUACCGAGAGUAAAAAUAUUGAAAUCGCAUUCAAUAGACUCAACUAAGUGUACUAUUUGCCAACAAGAGUUUGUGGUUGGUGAGGAUGCAAGAAAGUUGCCAUGCAAGCAUCUUUAUCACAGUGAUUGCAUUGUUCCAUGGUUGAGGAUUAGUACUUUGUGCCCGGUCUGUCAACGUGUCACAACUGAAACAGGUAUUAUUGAGUGUGAGAGUGAAAGUGAGCUUGAGCAUGAGCCUGAGGGUUCCAGAAGCACAUUGAAGCAGCUCCUUGUUACUACUUUGAAGCGGGGAAUAUGGUAUAUAAAAGAAAUAAAAGAUGAUGUUUUUCUUCAAAUAAGGUUAAUACUUUUAUUGCUGCAAAUGAUCUCAACUUUACUCCUUUUUGGAGUAAUUUCAUAUAAAUCAAAUAAAUAGCAGGUGGGUGACGGGAUGGAUCGACCAAGUGGAAGGCGACACAUCAUCUGGCCAAUGCUGACUGAUUAGUAUAAAUACCCUUUCAUUACUCUUGGUAAAGGGGUAGCUAAAUUAGCAAUUACUCUCUUCUCCCUUGUAUCAUAGAGAGUAUAUUGUAGCGAUUGAUAGAGCAAAUAGUCGUAAUCUAUAUCCAGUUCUUGAGUGUAUUGUAAGAGUUAUUUCAUAAUUAUAAUACGAAUCAGAUACAUAGUGAUCUCGUGCUUAUCUCUUAUGUCCAAGCUAAUUAAAAUCUCAUAUG
Cuscuta epithymum is the source of this 1328-nucleotide messenger RNA. Lineage: Eukaryota; Viridiplantae; Streptophyta; Magnoliopsida; Solanales; Convolvulaceae. The record is from the annotation of a GenBank genome assembly.